AUGUCUAAAUUAUGCCAGAUUAGUUUUGAAAAAUGUGAAUCAUAUAUACUUAGCAAUAAAAAUCCAGAAGCACUUCUAGUAGAAAAGCAUAAUGGAGAGAAUGAAGAUAAUCAAAGCUAA
Funneliformis geosporum is the source of this 120-nucleotide messenger RNA. NCBI's taxonomy places the organism in Eukaryota, Fungi, Glomeromycota, Glomeromycetes, Glomerales, Glomeraceae. The record is from the annotation of a GenBank genome assembly.